UUUCCGGAAGUCAGCGUACUAUCUACACCGCUAUUAUCACUCGAGAAAAGUGGAAAUUAUCAUCAAGUGCUGUAUUACAACAUGGAAUUCAUAAUGUCAAAUAUCAAACGGAUGAGAGGAAUCUAAUGGAAUUGCACGGACGUUAAAUUUUAUCCUGACUUAAAUAUCUAAUCUAAAAACAAUGUCGAACACUUUGAUGCUACAAUUUGUUCAGCGACUCAAGUCGAGAAAUGAGGAGGCGCGCAGUAAAGCGGCACGUGAUCUGUGCCUGUAUGUCAAGAGAGAGCUACGGGAAGCGUCGCAGGAGGAGAUUACAGCCUUCAUGGACGAAUUUAAUCAUCACAUAUUUGAAAUGGUGUCCGCCUCUGACAUAAAUGAGAAGAAGGGUGGUAUAUUGGCCAUAGUUUGCCUUAUAGGAGCUGACGUGGGUAAUUUCAAUACACGAACGGUACGGUUCGCCAAUUACCUCAGAAACUUGAUACCCUCUAACGACGUGGGUGUUAUGCAAUUAGCUGCAAAGACUGUUGGAAAGUUAGCACUAGUUUCAGGCACCUAUACAGCCGAAUAUGUGGAGUUUGAGGUGAAACGUGCCUUUGAGUGGCUCGGCGCAGAUAGACACGAGGGCAGGAAACACGCCGCCGUCCUUGUGCUGAGGGAGCUCGCCGUCUCUGUGCCAACGUACUUCUUUCAACAGGUUACACCGUUUUUCGAGCUGAUAUUUAACGCCAUACACGAUCCCAAGCCUGCUAUACGAGAGGGUGCUGUGGAAGCUUUGAGAGCAGCGCUGGUAGUCACCGCGCAGAGAGAAACCACGAAGCAAAUGCACAAGUCCCAAUGGUACAAGCAAUGUUACGACGAAGUAAUCGAUGGAUUCGAGGAGGUUCAUACGAAAGAAAGAGGCAUCAACAGAGACGACAGAAUACACGGUUCUCUACUGGUAUUAAACGAGUUGCUGAGAUGUAGCAACGUUCAGUGGGAAAGAAAUUACGAAGCUCUGAUGGAGAGAUUGAACGGCUCUACGCAGAACGAGAACGAUAUACUUUCGUUAAUGCCGCGCCUGAAGACGACGAUAGUGUCGAAGUGGGCGGGAUCGACGCAGAACACGUCUGCGUCCCAACACACGUUAUAUCCAGCGCACGAGUCGGCCGUUUGCAGAUGCUUGAUGCAAGAAAGAUUGGACGAUAUCUACAACGACGUUAUGAAUCAGAAAAUAUCGAGAAACCCGCACAUUCAGCAUGCUCUUAUGAUGUUAUUGCCAAGACUCGCUGCGUUCAAUAAAGAGAAAUUUAUAAAGGAUCACCUGACGGAGUCUUUGGCAUAUCUCCUGUCGAUCUUGCGAAGCCGCGAGAAGGAUCGUUAUGCCGCGUUCACGUCGAUCGGUUUUAUAGCUGUGGCGGUAGAAGACGCGAUAAACCCCUAUCUUCCAAAAAUCAUGGAAGUAAUCAAGAGCUUGUUACCAUCCAAGGAAACACCAAGCAAGAAACGCACUUCCUUGGAGCCCGCUGUAUUCGUGUGCAUCACUUUACUCGGCCACGCGGUUAAGCAGGUCAUAGCAUUCGACGUUAAAGAGCUGUUAGAACCGAUGUUUCAAACUGGACUGAGCCCGAUCCUCACCACGGCGCUCAGGGAACUAGCGCAUAGUAUACCCUCUUUGCAACUAAACAUAUCUCAAGGCCUCUUGCGAAUGUUGUCUCAGGUAUUAAUGCAAAAACCGUUGAGACAUCCUGGUGCUCCAUGGACGGCGACUAGCCCAAAUUCAACUUCGGAUGAUGUCUCAUCCACGGUGCUUGCAUUGAAGACUCUGGGCACUUUUAAUUUUGAUAAUAAUCCAUUGUUGCAGUUUGUGAAGAGAUGCGCGGAUCAUUUUUUGACGUCGGAACAGGCGGAGGUUCGAUUGGAGACUGUGAAGACGUGUUCAAGGCUAUUAAGGCUAACGCUGAAUCAGACCGGACCUACAGUAACUACCACCGUUUCGACUGUUCUUGGCAAACUGCUGGUAGUGGGCAUUACCGAUACGGAUCCCGAUGUUCGCCUGUGGGUGCUAGCUUCUUUGGAUGAUUCCUUUGACGUACAAUUGGCACAAGCAGAGAACCUGUCGGCGUUGUUCAUCGCGAUGAACGACGAAAUGUUUGAAAUAAGAGAGCUGGCGGUUCGUACUGUGGGUCGACUCAGUACGCUGAAUCCCGCCUACGUGAUGCCAUCGUUGAGAAAGACUCUGGUGCAAUUUCUCACGGAAUUGGAGCACUCAGGAAUGGGCCGUAACAAGGAGCAGGCCGCACGAAUGUUGGAUCACCUAGUCGUCACUGCGCCAAGGCUCGUUCGACCAUAUAUGGAACCAAUUCUAAAAGUGCUCGUUCCAAAGUUGAAAGAGUCCGAUCCGAAUCCUGGAGUGAUUUUGGCCGUCCUGCGCGCUAUCGGCGACUUGGCAGAGGUCAACGGCGCCGAGAUGCAACAAUGGAUGCCCGAACUCUCAUCGAUCUUACUGGAGAUGUUGGUGGAUGCCAGUUCGCCCGAGAAACGAGGAGUAGCGUUAUGGGUGUUCGGUCAAUUGGUCGGCAGCACGGGUCAUGUGGUAAAACCGUACAUGCAAUACCCGUCCUUGCUAGAUGUCCUUAUCAAUUUCUUGAAAACUGAACAGCAGCCUAUUAUCAGGAGAGAAACUAUUAGGGUGCUCGGGUUGCUAGGCGCAUUGGAUCCCUACAAACACAAGAUGAAUCUUGGACAAAUCGAUUGUCAGCUGGACACGCUUACUUCAAUGGCGGAUACUAAAAGCGACAUAGAAAGUACACAAGAUUUGACCACUAGUGAGAUGCUGGUAAAUAUGUCGCCGUCUACAUUGGAGGAGUUUUACCCGGCGAUCGCCAUCACGACGCUUAUGCGAAUUAUCCGUGAGCCGACUUUAUCGCAGCAUCACACUAUGGUGGUGCAAGCGGUAACCUUCAUAUUCAAGAGCCUCGGGAUAAAAUGCGUGCCAUACAUUUCUCAAGUUAUGCCGAGUUUCUUGAAUGUCGUGCAUAUGGCCGAUAUGAAUUUCCGAGAGUUCCUGUUCCAGCAGCUAGCUGUUCUAAUAGCGAUCGUGAAGCAACACAUACGGAAUUACUUGGACGAUAUAUUCAACCUUAUUAAGGAAUUCUGGACUGUGAAUAGCCCGCUGCAGAGCACGUUGAUUCUCCUGGUUGAGCAAAUUGCAGUAGCCUUGGGCGCAGAAUUCAAGAUCUACUUGCCGCAGCUGAUGCCGCCAAUACUCAGAGUACUAACACACGAUAGCAGUAAGGAUCGCGGAGUGACAGUCAAGUUGCUUCUAGCACUACAGACGUUUGGCAACAAUUUGGAUAAUUAUUUGCAUCUCGUUCUACCACCAAUCGUAAAGUUGUUCUACGCGAACGACUGUCCAAUUGCCGUGAACAAGGUCGCUCUCGAAACGGUCGAUCUCUUGGCGGAUACGUUAGAUUUCACGGAUUUCGCAUCACGAAUUGUUCAUACGUUGGUACGGACGUUGGAUCAAUGUCCGGAACUAAGAGCCACCGCAAUGGAUACACUCUGCGCCGUCGUGAUGCAACUAGGCAAGAAGUAUCAGAUCUUCAUCGUGUUGGUUCAAAAAGUCAUGAUAAAGCACAAGAUAGUUAAUUCCCGCUACGACGUUCUGGUGGACAAGAUCCUUACUGACACUACUGUGGCUGAUGGCGAAGAUUUCCUGCUGAUGCGUUUGCGACACUCGCGCAACAAGAAUCGCGAACUGUCCCUGACACCGUCAGAGACGACCACAAUCAAGAGGCUGCACGUAUCCGCUUCGAAUUUGCAAAAAGCGUGGACGGCAAUGCGAAGGGUGUCCAAGGACGAUUGGCUGGAAUGGUUGCGGUGUUUCUCCAUCGGCUUGCUCAAGGAGUCCCCGUCACCAGCUUUGAGAUCUUGCUGGGCGCUGGCACAAACAUACGCCGUGUUACCGCGUGAUUUAUUCAACGCGGCCUUUGUAUCGUGCUGGACCGAGUUGAACGACAAUUAUCGGACAGAACUGAUACAGACCUUGCAUCAAGCGCUAAUGGCACCCGACCUGCCCACCGAGGUUACGCAGACUAUCUUGAACUUGGCCGAGUUUAUGGAGCACUGCGACAAAGGUCCAUUGCCGUUGGACAACAAAAUUCUGGGAGACACGGCUAUGCAUUGUCGCGCGUAUGCCAAGGCAUUGCAUUAUAAGGAAGAUGAAUUUCAUAAAAACAGGAGCAGCAGUGUGUUCGAAUCUCUAAUUUCCAUUAAUAACAAGCUUCAGCAAAAGGAGGCAGCUGAGGGCUUGCUGGAGUACGUAAUGAAUCAGCAUAAUCAACAGGAUCUUAAGGUGCAGGUACGUUGGUACGAGAAGCUUCACAACUGGGACAAGGCAUUGCAGUUGUAUCAAGAGCGUCUAGAGGGCGAUUCCAUGGACGUAGAAUCCAUCUUGGGCGAGAUGCGCUGUCUGGAAGCCCUCGGCGAGUGGGGUCAACUACACGAAAUCGCUACGAAACAAUGGUCAAAUCAAAUGGAUGAAAUCAAACAGAGAAUGGCAAGGAUGGCAGCAGCCGCAGCUUGGGGCCUAAGCCAGUGGGAAAGUAUGCAGCAGUAUGUCUCGCUGAUACCAAAAGAUACACAAGAUGGAGCAUUUUAUAGGGCGGUAUUGGCGAUUCACGAUGAAGAGUACAACGUCGCGCAUCAGCUUAUCGACAGCGCCAGGGACUUGUUGGACACCGAGUUGACCGCCAUGGCUGGUGAGAGCUAUCAGCGAGCGUACAAUGCCAUGGUAGAAGUGCAGAAGCUGGCGGAACUGGAAGAAGUGAUACAAUUCAAGCUUGUGCCUGAACGUAGAGCAGCCAUCAAAACUAUGUGGUGGGAGAGGCUUCAGGGUGGACAGAGAAUAGUGGAGGAUUGGCAAAAGAUCAUACAGGUGCACACGUUAGUGGUCUCACCACAGGAUGACAUGUAUACGUGGCUGAAAUACGCCAGUUUAUGCCGGAAAAGCGGCAGCUUAAUGCUAUGCCACAAAACAUUGGUGAUGCUAAUGGGUACGGAUCCCUCCUUAGAUUCAGAUCAACCGCUACCGACGACUCAUCCUCAGGUGACCUUUGCUUACUGCAAGCACCUGUGGGUCGCGAACAAACGCGAAGAGGCUUACAGUCAGUUGCAGCGAUUCGUGCAAACUUAUUUACAGCCAGCGAUGGCAGCGAUAGUGAAUCCUGAGGACGAGAAACAGCACGAGAGUAAGAAGAGACUGCUAGCCAGGUGUUACCUGAAACUUGGUGAGUGGCUGGAGGCUUUGCAGGGCAUAAACGAGCACUCCAUCCGCGCGGUACUAUCUUAUUAUACCGCGGCAACGGAACACGAUCCCACCUGGUACAAAGCGUGGCACGCCUUCGCCUAUACCAACUAUGAAACUGUUCUGUUCUACAAGCAUCAGCAAAGCAACGAGUCCACACUUGCAGAAGCUACGCCCGGCAAUGGAGCGCGCAAUAAUCUGUCCAGCUUGCAAUAUAUAUCACAAUUCACUGUCCCAGCUGUGGAAGGAUUUUUCAAAUCCAUUAAUUUGUCGGAUGGCAAUUCUUUGCAGGACACUCUUCGUCUAUUGACGCUUUGGUUCGAUUACGGCCAGUGGCCAGAGGUGUACGACGCUGUUGUCGAGGGCAUCAGAUUAAUAGAGAUAAAUACCUGGUUGCAAGUAAUUCCACAGCUUAUAGCGAGAAUUGACACGACCAGAGGGCUGGUCGGCCGUUGCAUACAUCAUCUUCUUAUAGAUAUAGGGAAAACACAUCCGCAAGCGUUGGUUUAUCCGUUGACAGUAGCUUCGAAGAGCGCUAGUCACGCACGAAAGGCCGCAGCCAAUAAGAUCUUGAAGAGUAUGUGCGAGCACAGUCCAACGUUGGUUCAACAGGCUGUGAUGGCGAGCGACGAGCUCAUCAGGGUUGCAAUCUUGUGGCAUGAAUUGUGGCACGAAGGCUUGGAGGAAGCUAGUAGAUUAUACUUCGGAGAAAGAAACGUUCGGGGCAUGUUCGACACAUUGGAGCCCUUACACGCUAUGCUCGAGAGGGGACCACAAACUCUAAAGGAGACUUCCUUCAAUCAAGCUUACGGCAGGGAUUUAAUGGAGGCGCAGGAAUGGUGUCACAGAUACAAAGCGUCUCGCAAUGUUAGAGACUUGAAUCAAGCUUGGGAUUUAUAUUACCACGUGUUCCGGAGGAUAUCCCGACAACUGCCGCAAUUGACCAGUCUAGAAUUGCAAUACGUUAGCCCAAAAUUGCUGCUUUGUCGUGAUUUGGAGCUGGCUGUGCCAGGAAGCUACAGUCCUGGUCAACCCAUAGUGAGAAUAGCGAAUAUUCAUAGCUCUAUGCAAGUAAUAACGAGUAAACAGAGACCGAGGAAACUGUGUAUUAAAGGUAGCAACGGUAAGGAUUACAUGUUCCUAUUGAAAGGUCACGAGGAUCUGAGACAGGAUGAGAGAGUAAUGCAAUUAUUCGGUCUAGUGAACACCCUUUUAUUGCACGAUCCAGACACCUUUCGAAGGAAUCUUACCAUACAGAGAUACGCCGUGAUACCGUUGUCUACAAACAGCGGCCUCAUCGGUUGGGUACCGCAUUGUGAUACGCUUCAUACUCUUAUCAGGGACUACAGGGAGAAGAAGAAAAUACUAUUAAACAUCGAGCACAGGAUAAUGUUACGAAUGGCACCUGACUACGAUCAUCUGAUGUUGAUGCAAAAAGUCGAAGUCUUCGAGCACGCACUUGAACAUACACACGGCGACGACUUAGCGCGACUUUUAUGGCUAAAAUCACCGUCGAGCGAGGUGUGGUUCGAUCGCAGAACGAAUUAUACGCGCUCUCUCGCUGUGAUGUCUAUGGUGGGAUACAUACUCGGCCUCGGUGAUCGUCAUCCAUCCAACUUGAUGCUGGACCGUCUCAGCGGCAAAAUACUGCACAUCGAUUUUGGUGAUUGCUUUGAGGUGGCGAUGACGCGUGAGAAGUUCCCAGAGAAAAUACCGUUCCGUUUGACGCGGAUGUUGAUCAAUGCGAUGGAAGUGACUGGUAUCGAGGGAACGUACAGAAGAACCUGCGAAUCCGUCAUGUCUGUGCUGCAUCGAAAUAAGGACAGUCUGAUGGCAGUUCUCGAAGCAUUCGUUUAUGAUCCUCUUCUCAAUUGGAGAUUGAUGGACAAUACAGUGCCCAAGGGCAAACGAUCAGAUGCUCAGAGUAUGAGCGUUAGCAGUAGCCAGGAGCAUGGCGACAUACUUGAUUCUCUUACCGCUACAUUACCGAAGAAGGGUGUACCGUGCAGCAUUGAAAAUGGAGCCGAUAACAAUCAACCCGGAGAAGCGCUAAACAAGAAAGCUUUGGCAAUUAUAACAAGAGUCCGAGAUAAAUUAACGGGACGCGAUUUUUCACACGAGGAAACUCUCAGUGUGCGGCGACAAGUUGACCUACUGAUUCAGCAAGCUACGAAUAACGAAAAUCUGUGUCAAUGUUACAUCGGAUGGUGUCCAUUUUGGUAGAAGCUAAAGUCCGUCAUCAAGAUACAAUCACAUAUACAUGUGCAAUCAUUCGUUUUUGCAUUUAUAACUUUGCCAGGUUAUUAUUUAAGUUGAACUUUAUGAUAAUCGUAUGUACAUACCUUUUAUUGUAUGAUUUAUAUGUGAUACAGUAACGCUCGAUUAUAGCGUGCAGAAUGUAUACUAUUAGCACAUUGUGUACAUUACAAAUGUUUAGUUGACAGUUAA
This is a messenger RNA of Ooceraea biroi (clonal raider ant), 7732 nucleotides long. RefSeq names its product serine/threonine-protein kinase Tor (gene Tor). The record is from RefSeq and is a predicted model, not a curated record. Gene Ontology annotation, biological process: TORC1 signaling; negative regulation of macroautophagy. NCBI's taxonomy places the organism in Eukaryota, Metazoa, Arthropoda, Insecta, Hymenoptera, Formicidae. Gene Ontology annotation, molecular function: protein-containing complex binding; protein serine/threonine kinase activity; protein binding. Gene Ontology annotation, cellular component: cytoplasm; TORC1 complex; nucleus.